Molecule: messenger RNA, 2453 nt
Organism: Macrosteles quadrilineatus (aster leafhopper)
Lineage: Eukaryota; Metazoa; Arthropoda; Insecta; Hemiptera; Cicadellidae
Product: FAST kinase domain-containing protein 5, mitochondrial
Exons: 9
Coding region: 252-2366 (704 amino acids)
Source: RefSeq, a predicted model, not a curated record
UUGAUAAAGUGAAUACUUUUUUAUGAAAUGUAAAUUGAGUUAAAAUGGGGGUAACCAGUGCUAAACAAUUAUUUUUAAUUUUUAUAAUUAAUAUUAAUUCAGAGUUAUUUUAGCCUAUAGUGAAAUUCUUGAUUUAAGUUAAUACAUAACAUUCGAGUUUGUUUUUACUUCAAGCAUGAUCAUCGAACAAUAACAAUAAGCAAUGUUUUACCGGUUAUUUGAUCAGUUCUGAUAAUAAAUCAAUAAAAACUAUGUCUCUACAAAUUUUAAGAUUCAAUCGGCCAAUAGUGUCCUCCCUUCACUUAAUAAACUGUAAUUUUGUGCAUCCCACUCCACAAGGAAAAACAAAAAAAGAACAUUUUGGUUACCACAAACACAGUCCAAUGGUCAAUUAUGAUAUCAGUUAUCUCGGUAGAUCUAUGUACCGAACUGUACAUACAAGCAGAAGUGCUUCACAGAUUAAAGUAAAAGAUUUUCUUGACUCUGACGCUAAGGAUACUCAUACUAAGCCUACAACCAGAAAUCAGUCUCUUCAACCAGUGGAUAGACUUUUUGAAGAAAAGGAAUCUAAGUUUUACUACAACUUCCUAAAACAAUCAAGUUCGUAUGCUGGAACUGUUUACAAGGAUGACCCUCAAUUUUUAGAUAAGUACAAACUCAACGAUAUUGAAUACAAAAAUAUUAUCGAGACAAAGCAAUGGGAUGCAAAGCCACCAGCAGACAUAAUAAAAGCUUUCAUAUCUUUAGGAAUACAUGCAUCUACCAAGCUUAACAUUACUAUUGAGGAUAAGAGUUGUGAAAUGUUGGUAUCUGCUUUGGUUGACAAUUUGAAUUUCUCUUCUGACAACGAACUGAUUGAAUGCCUUAUAGCUUUAAAACUCUGGCCUGUGCUAACGAGAACCAAAGACUCAUCACAUGAUAAAGUACGCAAAGCAAUAGACGAAGUUUGUUGUAAUAGAUUGUAUGAUUGGACGAUAGACAAGUGCUUAUAUGUGAUGGAUCUAUGGUAUCGUCUUGGUCACCUACGGCACUGCUACUUUACCCACAAGACAUUACUGAAAAUCUCACGAAAAACUGAUGAGUUGACAGCUGCCCAGUUGAUCCAAACACUAUUCUACAUAAGCAUAAAACGGAAAAUUAGUGCUCAGAUAGCGCUUAGAGAGUAUGAACACUUCAUUCAACAGUAUAUAACUAAACUGUCAAUCGAAGAAAUUGGGAUAUUUUGCUUGGCUUUUUUCAGAAACAAAACAUCAAUUUUAAACAAGAAAGUAUUGAUGUACAUAAUGCAAAGAACCGUUAAGGAAACUGAUACUAUCGACUCAAUCUGUCUUGCAGCUAUAGCCAAGGUAGUUAGAUAUUCACACAAACCAGACAUUGGGUUCACAGCUAACGACAUGGUGAACAAGGUGAUAGCUAAAAGGUGGAACUCAUUUUCAUUGAUUACUGCAAUUCAUCUCGUCCACAUCAGCACACAAGUUCAGUUUUAUGAUGAACAAUCACUUACCAAACUAGCGGAAAAGUUUUGCAUGAACCCUUCGGAGGCUAGAUUGAAGGAACUAGAGCGAAUAGCCUUCUUUCUCUCCCUGUUCAACUUCAUCCCUCCUUCGGCUCCCAACGUGUGUGAUUUGAUUGUGGAACAGCUGGAUUCUCCGCAACGGGAAUCAGAACUGAAUGAAUUCCCGCUUAUGUAUCUUUCACUUCUUUACUUUCUCUCUCUACUCCAAGUCCAUCCAGAGAAACACAUUUGCCGAGUAAUUGAUGACAAACGUCUUUUAGAACUCUAUGGGAACAAGUUCCUCAUUCCGCAGCAGACUGUGCAGUUGGACUACAACAGAGUUCUGGAAGGACCAGCUGGCUCCAAACAUCUGUUGUCUCCCAGAUUACAAGAAUAUCUGGCGAGAAGAUAUUCCAUGUACAUCCCGGAUGAAGCUCACCCACCAAAAAACCAGUUUGACACCAUGCUGUUUGAGAUGAUGGGUCUGAGUGAUAAACUGCUUGGAAAAGGGAACAGCCUCGCCACAUACACUCUCCCCCACUUUCCUAGAGCAGAUAUUUUGUUUCGGCUCGAUGAUGAUGGGAAGCCUCUUCCAAUCCCUGAAGAAAUGAAGAGAUCAGCGUUUGAUGAUGUUACCCGACCUGAAGGCCCUGGAAAGUGGUACUGUGCAGUGAUCGGAGGCCGUAACAUGUACAUGCACAAUGUUCCAAGACUCGUCGGAGAGCAGAUGACAAAGUUGAGGCAACUUAAGUCUCUAGGCUACACUCCCAUUGUGAUCCCAUCUUUCUACUGGAGAAAAGAAGAAGAUAAGAUGGCAUAUCUCAAACUUAAGUACUUUUCUGGCAAUGUCCAAGAAAAUAAACAAAGAUAAGUUAUUUUUUUAGUCUUAUUGUACCAGUACCUAAUGUUUAUAAAAUGUUGAAAUAGUGAAUAUUCUCAGAAUAAAUUUGUUUCCAAA